Molecule: messenger RNA, 3950 nt
Organism: Castor canadensis (American beaver)
Lineage: Eukaryota; Metazoa; Chordata; Mammalia; Rodentia; Castoridae
Gene: Sun1
Product: Sad1 and UNC84 domain containing 1
Cellular component (GO): nuclear envelope; meiotic nuclear membrane microtubule tethering complex
Molecular function (GO): protein-membrane adaptor activity
Source: RefSeq, a predicted model, not a curated record
CCUCCGUGCCGGGCCUGGGCGGCGCGGAUGAGGCCUAAGGCGGCGGCGCGAGGCAGCAUGGUCUGAGACGGUGAACAUGGACUUUUCUCGGCUGCACACGUACACCCCACCCCAGUGUGUGCCAGAGAACACUGGCUACACCUACGCACUCAGUUCAAGUUACUCUUCGGAAGCACUUGCUUUUGAGACUGAGCACCGGUUAGACCCUGUGUUUGACUCUCCGAGGAUGUCCCGCCGCAGCUUACGCCUGACUGAGGCCUCAUACAGCACUGCGAUUGGCCAGGCUGUGAACGCGCGCUCCAGCGCCACCAGGACUGCCUUGCUCAAGGACAGCGCAGCCAGGACAGUGAACCAGCGCCAACGUUCAAGCAAGCCAGCUUUUAGUAUCAACCACCUGUCGGGGAAGGCUGCAUCCUCCAGCGUCUGCCAGGGCAGCUCCUGCAGCCUGCAGGGCACUUCUGCCCGUCGGCCUCCCGUGCUGGACGAGUCUCUCAUCCAGGAGCAGACCAAAGUGGACCACUUCUGGGGAGUUGUCUUUGAUGUCUGCAGACUGAUAACAGGCUUCACCUGCUUUUUCAAAACUUCAGGUGGAAGUAAAGCUGCCACUCAGGGAAACGGCGACCUGGCAGCAGAUGUGGCUGCCAGCAAUGGGUACACCUGCCGCGACUGCAGCUUGCUCUCAGCGCGCACAAGUGCGCUCACAACUGGCCCCGCCACCCACAGGCCCACCUCAAGGGUUUACUCCAGGGAUAGGAAUCCAAAAUGCGGUGCAUCUCUCUACGUGGAUAGGAUUUUGUGGCUGGCCAGAUGCACUUCAUCGUCCUUUUCAUCAUUUUUAGUACAGCUUUUUCAAGUGGUUUUCAUGAAGCUCAAUCAUGAAUCAGAAAAUUACAAAUUGAAAAGUUAUGAAUCAAAAGAAUCAGAAAGUUAUGAGUCAAAAAACCAUGAAUCCAAAGCUCUUCACAGUUACAAUGGGAGGGUGACUGCCCUGGGACUGCCCAGAGAGGACAGCCACCCCAGUGUGGACGGGGAGGUCCUAUGUGAUGACUGUAAAGGGAAGAAGCACGUUGAAGCGUACACAGCCACCUACGCGCAGCCAUCCCAUCCACGCAGGGCGGCGGGGGCCAUGGGGCGCCUCUGCGCCUCUGCAGGUCACCUUGUGAUGCACCCACUACAGAGGAUCGGAGUGGCCGGGCGGCUUGUGUCUGAGAUGCUGUGGUCAGCCCUCUGGUUGGCCAUCACUGCUCCAGGGAAGGCGGUCUCCAGAACGUUCUGGUGGCUGGGGAUUGGGUGGUACCAGUUUGUUACCUUGAUUUCUUGGCUGAAUGUGUUUCUUCUUACAAGGUGCCUUCGAAAUAUUUGCAAGCUCUUCAUCCUGAUCUUCCCACUGUUGCUGCUACUAGGUGCAGGCCUCUCCCUGCGGGGCCAGGGUGACUUCCUCUCUCUACUGCCUGUGCUGAACUGGACAGCCAUGCACACAGCACAGGGGAUGGACGAUCCCAAGGAUGUGGUCAGACCUGGACCCUCUGCCCCGAGCCAGGCUCUGCAGGCUGAUGACCAGGCUUCCCAGUGGCGUUGGGAGAGUGACAUGGGGCAGCAGGUGGCCUCUCUGUCUGCACAGUGCCACAGCCAUGAUGAGAAGCUCAGGCUCCUGACAGUGUCACUUCAGAGACUGCAGGUGCGGGUGGACCGGAUGGAUGAAGGCAGGGAUGGGCUGUCGUCAUGGGUUAAGGACAUUGUUGGGCAGCACCUGCAGGAAAUGGAUGCCACUGGGACCCCAAACGCUAAGGCUGACUUUGUGACGUUCUACCAUGAACAUGGAGUGCGUCUCUCAAACUUGGAAGAUAUUCUUAGAAAACUGACAGAAAAAUCUGAGGCCAUCCAGAAGGAACUAGAAGAGGCCAGGCUGAGAGCAGUUAGCGAGGUGGAGGAGCCCCUCCUGCCCCGCAUGCAACGUCUGGAGCUGGAGCUGGACCUACUGAGGUCGCAGCUGUCAGACUGGCAGCAUCUGAAGGCCAGCUGUGAAAAGGUGGAUGCCCAGGUCAGAGAUACCAUCCGGCUUAUGUUUUCCGAGGACCAGCAUGACGGCCCCCUCGAGGGGCUACUGCACAAGCUUUCUUCUCGGUUCGUGAGCAAGGAUGACUUGCAAGUGUUGUUACGAGACCUGGAGCUACAGGUGCUGAAGAAUGUCACCCACCACAUCACAGUGACAGGACGGGCCCCAACAUCUGAAGCUAUCGUGUCUGCUGUGAGCGAGGCAGGGAUCUCAGGAAUCACAGAAGCGCAAGCACAGGUCAUUGUGAACAAUGCUCUGAAGCUGUAUUCCCAAGACAAGACUGGAAUGGUGGACUUUGCCCUGGAGUCUGGAGGCGGCAGCGUCUUAAGCACCCGGUGCUCGGAGACCUACGAGACCACGACGGCGCUGCUGAGCCUGUUCGGGAUCCCGCUGUGGUACUUCUCCCAGUCGCCCCGCGUGGUGAUCCAGCCUGACAUAUACCCAGGGAACUGCUGGGCGUUCCGAGGCUCCCAGGGUUACCUGGUGGUGCGACUGUCGGUGAUGAUCCGCCCAACCACGUUUACCAUGGAGCACAUACCAAAGACGCUGUCACCGACCGGCAGCAUCUCCAGCGCCCCCAAGGACUUUGCGGUCUACGGACUGGAGAGUGAGUACCAAGAACAGGGACACCUGCUGGGGCAGUUCACCUAUGACCAGGACGGGGACUCGCUCCAGAUGUUCCACACACUGGAGCAGCUUGACAGAGCCUUCCAGAUCGUGGAGCUCCGGGUCUUGUCCAAUUGGGGCCACCCCGAGUACACCUGCCUCUACCGGUUCAGAGUCCACGGAGAGCCCGCCAAGUAGAGGGCCGCCUUGUACAUGUGUGUAUAUAGCAGGGGCCGGACCCGGCACCCCCAAAUAAAUGAACACCCAGGGCUGCAGGGGACAUUCGUGGGAGUCUUGCUGCAGGGGUGUAUUGAAUGUAUGUCCUCAGCACUCACGGGUGGGGACUGACCGAGCCUGACAUGGAGCAGAGAAGGUGGAGCCCAGACCUUUAGCAUGAAGCCGUGACACUGAGCUGCUGUGUCCCCACAGGGACUUCACGUGUUCCAUUGGCUAAAGCCACACAUUUCUUUCAGGGAAAAUUGUCACCAGAUCUUCAGUCCAACCCCUUCCCUCAGGGUGGGAGUUUUUCCUUCCUUCACUGCUGGCCUUGUGGUCCCUGGGGGGGGGGGGGACGGCACUGUGGUCCCCACUUGGUCUGCUCCUGAUACACUCAGACGCGGCUGAUACACUAAGGGACACCAGCAAGUGUCCAGGAAGGGUGAGGUGAGUCUGCUGAAGUGAACAUAGUGUUGUCCGUAGAUCUCAGGACUCCAGCACAAACAGGAACCAGGAGAUGUCACCCUGUGGUGGCCUCAGGCCUUGCUGUGUUGUACUGAAGGGAACACUAAGUGCCACCCUCGGGAGGCAUUCAGGACCAGCACGGUGGGCCCCUCACCACGGCUGGCCAUUCUCGCGUGACCCCUGUGACACUCAUUUUGGUUAUAACUAAUAUUUAAUAGGCUAUUUUAUGCGCAGGCUUUACAAUUGUGAUACCUGCAAGGCACUUAAAGGGUCGGGGGGUUCUAGGAGUGGCCUGGGAGCAUGUGCCCCGCAUACAGCGUCCCAGCGUGGCUGGCGCCCAUGCAUCCCAUCAGGUGACCGGGCAGAGCUUUGUGUAGUGCAGGUAACACGUGUAAGUCAGAAUUUCUACAUACAACUAAAUUUGGGAGUUGGGGUGGAGAUAUUUUGAAUAUUUAUUUUUAAAGAUGCGGGAUAGGACUUUGUGCAAUGUAUUUUUGUAAAUGCUUUUCAAAACACUUGUCUUUGGUGCUUCUAUUGCACCAAAUUGAUGCGACUAUUGAGAUGUUUAAAUAAAGAGUUUUAAUUUUUAAAAGUGCAUGUGAUAUUU